AUGGAGAAAUUAAAAAAAAAUGGAUCCCAAAUAAAAAGCAACAAAACAAGUCGAACGAGCUUGUCCAAAUCGACAAUGACUGAAACCACCGAAUCUAUAGCAGCGGAUUCGAGCAGGGCUGAUACAAUUUCGAAGAGUUCAUCUCGGAGAGACUCGUUUUUUCUGAUAGACCGUCGGAUAUCUGAGGAAGAGUCUCAAAGACGUUAUUCAUGGCUGCAAAAAACCCGGCUGAGUAUCGCGAGCACGCGAAAUCAGGCGCGACUCAUCCACGAAGUCAAAUUCCCGGAUACUUUUGGGGGGCUGUAUUCCGCCAAGUACUCUCCCAGGGGAGACUUAAUCGCAACUGGGUUUGGAACUGGCGCAAUUCAGAUAAGAAACGGAGAAAACGGGGAAUUCCGUACCACGCUAAGAAGUGGACUGGAUACGUCUCUUCCUGUGAUGUGUUGUCGCUUCAAUCCUUUCUACGACAAUAUUUUUUACGCUUCAAGCGCCUGCGGAAAUAUUUUUUUGUGCAUGACAGACACUAAUGUGUUUUCACGAUUCAUUCAAGAGCCAAACAAUGAAAUAAAUACCAUUGACGUCAGUCUUGAUGGUAAAUUUAUUGUUUCUGGUGGUAAAGAUGCUGCUUUGAGACUUUACGACGCUCAGACCGCUAAAUUAAUUCACACUUAUGGAAGAAAUGAAGCAGAUUUAACAGAUGAAAAUGAUAAUUAUCACCGAAUGAGAAUAUUUUCUGCAAAAUUCCAUCAUAUUUAUGAAAAUUUAAUUAUUACUGGAGGUUGGGAUGAUACAUUGCGUAUAUGGGACAGAAGAGUUGACUCGGGUUCAAUAAAAGUUAUGAAAGGACCGCACAUAUGCGGCGACGCAAUCGACAUAAGAGACACAAAGAUUAUCACCGGGUCCUGGGUUGUAAGAGGAAGUCUUCAGCUCUGGGAUAUGACAACCGCGAAACUUAUAGAGACGAUCGUGCCAGAAAAUCGGCCGACUAGCCUAGAUGGAGAGUUUAUCUAUGCGGUUCAAUAUUUCGACGGGGAUCCUUAUGGGGAGCAUGUUCUUGCAGGAGGUUCUGGUACUGGGGCUCUUGAAGUUAUUAAUAUCAAAGAUAAAAAGGUUGUUGGAAAUUUUGAAGUCAGCAAAGCAAUAAUGACAAUAGACAGCAAUCGAAGCUCAAUAAUUUUUGGAGGCAUGGAAUCAGUUCUUCGAUUAGCGGAUUUUAGUUAA
This is a messenger RNA of Cotesia congregata, 1221 nucleotides long. NCBI's taxonomy places the organism in Eukaryota, Metazoa, Arthropoda, Insecta, Hymenoptera, Braconidae. The record is from the annotation of a GenBank genome assembly.